Acanthamoeba castellanii str. Neff is the source of this 1365-nucleotide messenger RNA. RefSeq lists its product as uncharacterized. The transcript has 9 exons. The record is from RefSeq and is a predicted model, not a curated record. Bases 1 to 1365 code for a protein of 454 amino acids. NCBI's taxonomy places the organism in Eukaryota, Discosea, Longamoebia, Acanthamoebidae.
AUGAGCGACAAGCAAGGCCUACCCAAGCUUCAUACGACGGAGAAGGGCGUACCGGUCUACGAUGCCGGUUCGAGCCGAAAAGCCAACCAGCUGGCUCGGGAGUGGGCCCAAGUGCCCCGCGCCGGACGAGGAGGCGAGUACAUACCCUCCAGAGAGCUCAAUGACCCCGGCCCCAAUCGAACCCGCAUCACCGCCGCCCAGCAGCAGCACGGCCGACCCGACCAACUGGGCAUGCGCAUGGCCAUGGACAGGCAGGGAAAGAUAGCACCCAACCAGUAUGCCCACCACCCCGACCUCCACUCGGCCAAGUCGGGCGACCCGCCCCACCACGAGUUUCCCCACUACCACGCCACCAACGCCAAGGGUGAGAAAGUGAUCUACGUCUACCGAAACGGAGGCGGAGGCGGCGGCGGAGGCCGUGGCGGUAGCGCGUUGAGCGCCAUUGCGAGCGGAGUCAUGAGCUCAAGGGCCGGCGAGAAAGGCCACGCCCAAGCCUCGGGCCCAGGCGGCAUCAAGUUCACCACCGAGUUGGACAUCAACAGCGAACAGCAGCUGGGGAAGCUCGUAGGUUUGGUGGACCCAGAAUCGGGCCUCCUCUCGCUGUUGACCUCGGCUCCCCAAGCGGGCAAGGUGCAGUACACUCUCGCCGGUGACCUCUUGGGAAUCACCAUGAGCGAUCUGGCCCUGGCUCUGCUGCUGCCUCAGAAGGUGUACAUCCCCGAGAGGCUGCGCUCCACCACGUUCGGGGAGAUCAUGUUCGAAGCUGACUGGAAGCUCAAGCUGCUGGCUUUUGGAUCGCUGUCGUCGUCGAGUGUGCGGAGCGAGGCCGACAUCACGUUUGCGCAGCCCGAAGGUGCAGCUGAGCACCGCUACUCGCGGCUGUGGAUAGAGAACGCCCGCGUGCUCGUCAUCAAGGACGUGCAGAUGGUCGUCCUGGCCAAGAGGCAGGUGCCAGAUGCGGCCUCGCCAUCGGGCUUGCGGGACGUCGAUGAGCACGACCCGACAAGCUCGGAGCGAAUCUGUGCUGAGGAGUUCACCAGGCGCUACGACGAGGUGGCGGCCCAGUACACGUGCUUCCAAAGGCUCACGGAGCUCAGCAAGGCGUUGAGCCUGGCCAAGUUUAUUCUGACGCAGACGGCCAUCGAUUUGGACUGGGAGUUGAUCGAGCAGGUGGCUUCCGGAUGCAUUACGCAAGUGUCACCCAACACCGUGCCCUCGCACCGGCAGUCUCAUUCGCGCACUUUCACCACAGGCAACGCCUCUUUCAAGCGUACUCUCAACCUGGUAUGUUUGUUGCACGCGCUCACGCACACGCACACGCCCACGCACCACCGCACACGCACACCUCUUGAUUGCCUGGGCUGA